AUGAAGGGCUCUUCUUUUGCAAAGGCAGCUGCGCUGCUUUCUUCUCCUUUCGCCUCUCUGGCAUACGCUCAGGAGACUUUUACCCAUGCUGCCACCGGCAUCACCUUUUGGCGCCAAGUGGUCAACAGCGCUGAGACUGCUGGUGGCCUCGAAUGGGGAAUGGCCCUCCCCGAAGCCGCGACUGGCAACAACUUGGACUACAUUGGUUACAUUAAAGGGUCCCUCACCUCCGGCCAGGGUUGGUCCGGUUUGAGUCACCGUGGCGGUAUGCCCGAUGCUCUUCUUCUCGUGGCCUGGCCCGACAAAGAUGCUGUCAAGGCUGGCUUCUACCAUGCAGCUGGUUACACAGCUCCCGUCGACUACACUGGCAAUGCCACUCUGAGCACAAUUUACCAAAAGGUCUCUGACACCAACUUUGAGUACAUUUAUCUGUGCAAAAGCUGUUGGGCCUGGAACCAAGGAGGUGCCGAAGGCUCUCAACUUCCAACUGGCGAGGUGCAGGUCAUUGGAUGGGCUCAGCACGAUAAGGUCUACUCCGGCACUUGGGUCCAGCACAACAAGGGCCAGGGUCUCUUUGGUGCUCAAGUUGCCCCGGCCAGGAGCGCAAAAUACCCUGACUGGGUCAAACUGGCCAACCCCCCCGCUGGCUCACCUACACCCUCACAACCUGGUGCCACCCCUACACCAACUGCAGCAUGCCAGGGUUCUCCCGCUCCCAGCGGUUCCUACGACUACAUCGUCAUCGGCGGUGGUGCUGGAGGUAUCCCUGUGGCUGACAAGCUUUCCGAGUCUGGCAAGAGUGUUCUCCUGCUCGAGAAGGGCCCGCCAUCUCUUGCUCGCUUUGGUGGAAAGAUGGGUCCUGACUGGGCUCUCAGCAACAACCUCACCCGCUUCGACAUCCCCGGUCUCUGCAACCAGAUUUGGGUCGACUCUGCUGGUGUAGCCUGUACCGAUAUUGACCAGAUGGCUGGCUGCGUCCUUGGUGGCGGUGCUGCUGUCAAUGCUGCGCUUUGGUGGAAGCCAGUUGAUAUCGACUUCGACUACCAAUUCCCUGCUGGCUGGAAAUCAUCCGAUGUCAAGCCCGCCAUCGACCGCGUCUUCCAGCGCAUCCCUGGAACAGACACUCCUUCGGUCGACGGCAAGCGUUACAAGCAAGAAGGCUUCAACCUUCUCUCCAGUGCCCUUGGUGCUGAUGGCUGGAAGAGCGUUACUGCAAACAGCCAGCAGAACCAGAAGAACAGGACUUAUUCUCACGCUCCCUUCAUGUACGAGAACGGACAGCGUCAGGGUCCUCUCGGCACUUACAUGGUUUCUGCGCUCAAGAGGUCAAACUUCAAGCUCUGGACAAACACCAUGGCUCGCCGUGUCAUUCGCAACGGCGGAGUUGCUACUGGUGUUGAACUCGAGAGUGGCGUUGGUGGCACCGGAUACUGCGGUACUGUCAACUUGAACCCGGGUGGCCGUGUCAUUCUUUCCGCUGGUUCUUUUGGAAGCACUAAGCUUCUCUUCCGCAGUGGUAUUGGACCAAAGGACCAGCUCAGUGUUGUCAAGGGCAGCGCUCGCGACGGCGCUACUAUGAUCCAGGAGUCUGACUGGAUCAACCUUCCUGUCGGACAGAACCUGAACGACCACGUCAACACCGAUCUCGUCAUCAAGCACCCCAACAUUUCCAACUACAACUUCUACGAGGCGUGGAACACCCCUAUCGAGGCUGACAAGAACCUGUACUUGAGCAAGCGCUCAGGCAUCCUCGCUACCUCCGCCCCCAACAUUGGUCCUGUUGCUUGGGAAAUGAUCAGGGGAUCUGACGGAAUCGACCGAUCCAUCCAGUGGACUGCUCGUGUUGAGGGUCCAGGAGCUAAUGACACCAACCACCUCACCAUCUCUCAGUACCUCGGUCACGGUUCUACCUCUCGAGGUGCUCUGUCCAUCAACGGUGCUCUCAACGUGGUUGUCAGCAAGUCACCAUACUUGAACAACCAGGCUGAUACCGAUGUCGUCAUUGCGGGAAUCAAGAGCAUGAUCAAGGCCAUCAAGAAGAACCCCCAGAUUGAGUUCCAGGUUCCCAAUGUUAACCAGACGGUCGAGGAAUACGUCGCUAGCCUGCCAAAGACCCCAUCUGCGCGUCGCGCCAAUCACUGGAUUGGUACCGCUAAGCUUGGAACUGACAGUGGACUUACUGGCGGAACCUCGGUUGUUGACUUGAACGCUCAAGUCUAUGGAACAAAGAACAUUCACGUCGUCGAUGCUUCCAUCUUCCCUGGUCAAAUCUUCACCAACCCUACUUCUUACAUCAUCACCGCCGCAGAGCACGCAGCCGCCAAGAUCAUUGCUCUUGGUCCUAGCACUGGAGGUGGAUCGUCUGUUUCAUCCAAGCCACCAGCCAGUUCUGCUCCCGCUUCUUCCGCCAAGCCAACCAGCGCUACUCCCACCAAGUCAUCGGCCCAGGCUACCCCAACCGCCGUAGCGAGUGCCUGGCAACAAUGCGGUGGCCAAGGUUGGACCGGCCCUACAGCUUGUGUCAGCGGAUACAAGUGCUCCUUCAACAACACUUACUACUCUCAAUGCAUCCCCGCAUAA
Bipolaris oryzae ATCC 44560 is the source of this 2580-nucleotide messenger RNA. RefSeq names its product carbohydrate-binding module family 1 protein. Gene Ontology annotation, biological process: carbohydrate metabolic process. Lineage: Eukaryota; Fungi; Ascomycota; Dothideomycetes; Pleosporales; Pleosporaceae. Gene Ontology annotation, cellular component: extracellular region. The transcript has 6 exons. The record is from RefSeq and is a predicted model, not a curated record. Bases 1 to 2580 code for a protein of 859 amino acids. Gene Ontology annotation, molecular function: cellulose binding; oxidoreductase activity, acting on CH-OH group of donors; flavin adenine dinucleotide binding.